AUGUUGGGUAUCGCAGCUUCAAUCAGAGGAGGCAUCGGCAUUGGUCGCCGACUUAAAUUCGCUAUCCGAAGGGAAUCUUUAAUUUGGUACCGUUAUCUACUAGUUCAAAAUCAAUCAGAGAGUUUUGAUUACACACCAUCUUUUGUAUCUUCUUAUUGUUUAUGGGCACAGAGAGAUGGUGGCAUUCGUAGAAAUUUUGCAAGGCAUAUGAGCACUGCAUCAUUGCAGCUGAGGACAGACAAAGAUUUUGUUAGAUUUUCUAUUACUAAGGAUGGGUCUUCAACAAAAGAGAAGAAGAGUAAGUCUAAGGUCCCCAAAUCGGUUAGAAUGUCUAAAAAGGCCAAACAGAAUGAACUCAGAUUCUAUCGCCUCAAGGCCAAAAAGAAGAUGAAUUCUCCUAAUCCCGAAGUUAGGAUUAGAUAUAAACUUGAAAAGGCAAAAAGGAAGGAAGUAUGGUUGAUUGAAAAGCUGAGGAAAUUUGAGAUCCCCAAAACCCCGGGUGAAGCAUAUGAUCCUGAGAUAUUAACGGAAGAGGAGAAGCAUUAUCUCAAGCGUACUGGUGAGAAGAAGAAGAACUAUGUUCCCAUUGGUCGACGAGGAGUUUUUGGAGGCGUUGUUCUCAAUAUGCAUCUUCACUGGAAGAAGCAUGAAACUGUCAAGGUUACUUGCAAACCUUGCAGGCCAGGCCAAAUUCAUGAAUAUGCUGAAGAGCUUGCUCGACUUAGCAAAGGUGUUGUUAUUGACAUCAAACCUGACAACACCAUUAUUUUCUACAGGGGAAAGAACUAUGUGCAGCCAAAAGUCAUGUCCCCUGCAGAUACCCUAUCUAAAGAUAAAGCCCUGGAAAAAUAUAGGUAUGAGCAGUCACUUGAGCAUACAAGCCACUUCAUUGAGAAAUUGGAGAAAGAGCUCGAAGAUUAUCAGGCGCAUGUUGUUCGUUACAAGAAAAGGAAAGAAGAUGCAGUAGACAGUACCAUUGCUGAUGGGAUGACACCUGCUGAUUAUGAGACGGAAUUUUGCUUCACAGAGCAGAUCAGACACGGUAAAGAUUUCGUUAAAUACGUAAGCAGGUGA
This is a messenger RNA of Dovyalis caffra, 1074 nucleotides long. The record is from the annotation of a GenBank genome assembly. NCBI's taxonomy places the organism in Eukaryota, Viridiplantae, Streptophyta, Magnoliopsida, Malpighiales, Salicaceae.